This is a messenger RNA of Cynara cardunculus var. scolymus (artichoke), 1855 nucleotides long. Its product is annotated as CCA-adding enzyme-like. Gene Ontology annotation, biological process: RNA processing. NCBI's taxonomy places the organism in Eukaryota, Viridiplantae, Streptophyta, Magnoliopsida, Asterales, Asteraceae. Gene Ontology annotation, molecular function: nucleotidyltransferase activity; RNA binding. The transcript has 14 exons. Bases 137 to 1726 code for a protein of 529 amino acids. The record is from RefSeq and is a predicted model, not a curated record.
UCUUGGCCCAAAAACAUUUAUCUUCAUCGUAUUCAGAUUUUUUUCAUCGCUUUAUUCAUUUUGGAACCCUAGCAUUAACCAUUGCGCUCUUAUUGUUCAAUUGCAUAAUUGGUAUGCUGAAAAGUUAGUUCUUUACAUGGCAAUCUCAGUUUCUCAAGGUUUUGCUUGUAGAAGCCAACUAUCUUUCCAUCUCCCUCUCAUCAACCGUCUUCACAAGGCAAGGCGGAGCUGUCCUGUGGCAGCUAUUGGGUCACUGGUUGAAUCAGUAAGUGUCCGUAACGAAGAUUUUCAGAUUUCAACUGCUAGAAAUGUAAAAGGUGGCAAUGAUGAUUGCAAGCCACAUCAAUGGAAAAAAUCGUGUUCCAAAGAACUUGGAAUCAAGACUUCAAAGAUCACAAAGCCCGCAAAGUUUGUUUUGAAUGUGCUUAGGAAAAAGGGGUAUGAGGUAUACCUUGUUGGAGGGUGUGUAAGGGACCUUGUAUUAGAGAGAACUCCUAAAGAUUUUGAUAUCUUGACAUCUGCUGAACUUAAAGAGGUUAUGGGAGCAUUUCCUCGCUGUGAAAUAGUUGGAAGGCGAUUUCCUAUAUGCCAUGUACAUGUGGAUGAUGCCAUUGUGGAGGUUUCAAGUUUCAGCACAACUGGAAGGAAGUUUGGGAGGAAGUCAAAACCUGUCUUGCGAAAACCUUCUGGUUGUAAUGAAUGUGAUUAUAUUCGAUGGAGAAAUUGUAUGCAAAGGGAUUUUACAAUCAAUGGGUUGAUGUUUGACCCGUUUUCAAAGAUCGUGUAUGAUUAUAUUGGUGGAAUGGAAGACAUCCAAAGAGCUAAAGUUCGCUGUAUAAUCCCCGCAAACACUUCUUUUGUGGAAGAUUGUGCUCGCAUUCUGCGUGGGAUUAGAAUCGCUGCUCGUUUAGGAUUUCGAUUAUCCAGAGAAACCUCUCAUUUUGUAAAAGAAUUGUCCAAUUCGUUGCUAAGGCUUGAUAAGGGUCGGAUACACAUGGAAAUGAAUUAUAUGCUGGCAUAUGGAUCUGCAGAGGCUUCACUAAGGUUACUCUGGAAAUUUGGACUCCUUGAGAUUCUUCUACCCGUCCAAGCAUCUUACCUUGUUUCACAUGGAUUCCGCAGACGUGAUAAGAGAUCUAACAUGCUUCUGUCUUUGUUUGCUAGCUUGGAUAAACUUCUAGCACCUGAUCGUCCGUGCCACUCUUGCCUGUGGGUUAGUAUCCUAGCAUUUCAUGAAGCAUUGGUAGACCAACCUCGGGACGUUUUGGUGAUUGCUGCGUUUAGCAUUGCUGUUCACAGUGGUGGAUCAUUGUCUGAAGCAGUAGAUAUUGCAAGGGAGAUCUCACAGCCUCAUGACAUGAGCUUCCAUGAAAUAUCAGAACCUAUUUGUUAUUCAAAAGAUGCAUUAGUGGAUGAGGUUAUAAAACUUGCAGCUUCUGUAAAAGCUGCAUUGCGGAGGCUGACAGAUGAGCAUUAUGUUUCCCAGGCCCUGAUCAAGUACCCCCAAGCCCCACAGUCGGAUCUGGUUUUCAUUUCAUGGUCUCUAUCACUAAAGGUAUGCUCUAUGUUUGAGUGUGUUAAGAGGGUGAAGAAUCGGAGGUUGAUACCAAAAGAAGGAAGUGAAAUUGACUAUGAUUCCUUGGCAAUAGGUCGAUUGCAGGAAGUUAGGAACGUUUUUGGUAGAGUUGUUUUUGACACCGUUUACCCUCUGAAGUUGGGUAGUUGAAAUAUGAUGUAUCUGGGCAUGGUGGUAUACAUGAAAACAAGAAAGUGUUUGUAUGGAUGUAGUUGGUGGUCUUUUUCUUGAUCAAAAUCGUUUAAUCUCAUUAUUAGCUGAAUUACAACUACAUUGGUC